This is a messenger RNA of Anopheles coluzzii, 4807 nucleotides long. RefSeq lists its product as uncharacterized. Gene Ontology annotation, cellular component: cytoplasm. Bases 477 to 4709 code for a protein of 1410 amino acids. The transcript has 13 exons. The record is from RefSeq and is a predicted model, not a curated record. Gene Ontology annotation, molecular function: protein binding. NCBI's taxonomy places the organism in Eukaryota, Metazoa, Arthropoda, Insecta, Diptera, Culicidae.
UGGAAUCAUCGUCCAUAUUUUCUCUCGUUGUCUAUUUUUAAUGUAGCAUAAACAUCUAAUUACUACUAGUCCUUGCACAUUUGUCUUCGACUUUUUGCUGUGCUAGGACGAAUCUGUAGAACACGAGACAACAUUAGUGUGUGAAAUAGCGUUCGUUGUUUGUAUUACUGUUGUGUGUGUUGCACUUAGUGGCGUUCUUUGUUUUACAACACGAUCGAAGGUUGAAUUUGCGAAGUGAAAAUAUUCAGAGAGUGAGUUUUGGUUUCUGUUCGUCAAUUGAAGGCGCAGUUUUCUUCUACAGUAUUUGUAUAGCAAUUGCAAGGCAUAUAAUUUGUUUCAUCUUGAGAAAAUUACUGUGGUAGCAGCAAUAACAUACUUUGCGUAUUUAUUCGUGCACAUAGGAGUCAUAUAAAACAUAUUGAUGUGGUGAAUGAAUCAUACCGCAACAAAGUUAAACUACCGUACUACGUCUAUGAAUGAACAACUUCAGGAGGGUCCGAGAUCAGAAGUCAAAAAUGGAUCCUACGCAAAUCACAGCGCUGGCAAAGCUUUUAAAGGAAAGCGGUGAUAAAGUGUUAAACUCUCAGUUCAAACUAACUCUAUCAGGAUCGCUGCUGCGGGCGUUGAAUGACUCAUUUAGCUUGAUAGUGGACAAAAAUGAGAUGCUCCCGCCCCAAAGUUUUCAAGUAGUGAAACCAAACAAUGCCAAAUCGGACGUGUUUCGUGAUUUGCAAUUCGUUUAUGAUUUCGUUCAGAAAACGGUCAUACUAAGCCUUAACCAAUUCGUCAACGACGACCCGUACGAAUUUGCCGUAGACAUUAGCAAGUUUCGUAGCCUACGCACGCUCGAAGUGCAAAAAAUUCCCAUCAAUCAAAUCGUUGGAUUGCUCUACCUAAGGGAUCAGCUACACGAUUUAACCUGCAUGAGGAGCAUCUCCGACGUAACAGAUGUGCUGUUCGGUUGCGGCGGCGACAAGGUGGCAGAUGGAAAGUCGUGGCGCUCGCUCAAAAGCCUAAACAUUUCAUACAACAUGCUUGAUUAUUUAGAUGGUUCGAUGGAGUAUACGCCGUGGCUAGAGGAGUUAAACUUGAGCCACAAUCAGCUUGUCAAUGUGUCCGCGUUACGAAGUCUUCCAAACUUGCGGGUGCUCAAUGUUAGCUACAAUCGACUCAACAAAAUCCCUACCUUCCACGUAGAUGCAAUGCGUAAGAUGAAAGUUUUACUCCUAUCGAACAACUUUCUGGAGGAUCUUGAAGGAUUGGCUUGCUUAUCGUGUUGUUUGAAUGAGCUAGACCUGUCUGGAAACUUCAUCGUAGAUCACGGAACAUUAUUACCAUUGAGUACGCUGGUCGCUCUACGUAGCGUCAAUCUGCUGGACAAUCCUCUUGCCUGUCAUCCGAAGCACCGACACGCUACAGCACGAUAUCUAAACAAAGCUACUUCGGAGACAAAAUUUGUACUAGAUAACGAACCACUCUCACGGUAUGAAAAAACGCUCACCGGUAAUUACGAUAGCUACAAAGCAAUAUUGGUACCGAAUGCAAUAGCGGGCUCUACUUUGAAUCUGAGCGGUCGCAAUACACCAGCGUCUAACGCUACUACCAUAGCCCUCGACGGAGACUAUGACCCUCCAGGGGGCAGUUAUAAGAGCGCUUAUGAUGAGAAAGAUCAAAUGAACGAGUCCGUUGUUAGUCAAAAGAAACUGCGAGUUCGGCGAGCUGUUAUAUCGGAAAGCGAUAAUGAGGAUACAACGACAAGAAAAUAUUCGGUAGAUGCUAGUAAAGCGAUAAACUCUUUGAAGAUAGAGAGUAGCCGUGAACAUUUGGAGACGAAGAAAACGCUGGAAGAGCUUCGAAACCAAUACGGAAGCGAAUGGCUUCAAAGUCAAGCUGGUCACAUGGUGAAAAACGUUAUCGGGUAUGAUCCCGGACUGGACAAGGAGUAUGAGAGUGUUGUACAUUAUCAACGAUCGAAUAUAACAUCCAACAAGCAACAGACAACUCCAAUAGCACAUACGGCUGAAGUGCAUAUAGAAAAACAACACGUUGAGGAAGUUCAACGCACCAGCACGCCGAUUGGAGACGAACGAAGCAUGGUGCAAAUGCAACCCUUGAGAGAAUCGCCCGUGGGAAAGGAUUUCAUGUCAGAAAGUAGAACUACCAGCUCUGAAUAUAAAAGCGUUGCUAGUAACAUCGGUGAUACAAAAUACGAAUCAGUGGAUCAGGAAACAAUCAGCACAAAAGGAUCGUUGAAUUUGACCGAUAUUUAUAGAAAUCAAGAGGAGGCAGAUGAAGAGUCUGAAGUUGAAGACAAUGAAGUACUAUACCAGGUAUCUUCACGUGACAAUGGUUCGGAUUUUUCAAUCGUUGUUUCUGAUAAAAGCAUCAAAGAGAAGGACGUCGUUGGAAAAACUAAAACUCGCUGGGGUAUCAAAACAUUAGAAGCGUGCGAAAGAUCCACUUCGUCGCGGAUAACUUUAACGUUUGAUACGAUGAAGCGCGACAAAAGGGAACGUGUGUAUCAGAUGGAUGCGCACGAUUGCCAAUUAUUAGAGAAUCGAUUGCGUGAUAUGCUGUCUCAAAGACCGCUGUCUGAAAUGAAUCAGCGCUUGUACAAAUGCGUAGUAUGCAAUGCCAAGUUCUCGCGAGAAGUCAAUACUAAACGCCUGUUUGAUGAUUUGCAAUGCCCGGAAUGUUUCGGUGGUUAUUGCAUUGAAAUAAAGGAGACGCAGCUAGAGAAGGAAACAGUUCCUACCGUAUUGGGCACUGGUGAUAACAGCAAAACAUCAGUGAAACAAACGCUAGGGUCUAAUAGUGACGUUUCAAAUACUGUACCCGGUCCUUCUGGUACACAUAUCAUGGAUCCUGAUAUGAUUCAUAACAGUUCAUCUAAAAAUAGCUUAGUGCACCCGGAAGUAUGGAAAUCGCCGGUGAAAAAUGACCAAAAAUCCGGCGAAUCUUUUAAUGAUUCUUCGUCUGUUUCGCGAAUAUCCCAGCCGGGAAGCUCCUGUGAUUCGAAUCAGAGUGUUGCUGGAAGUACAAACUCAGAACGAGACCGCGAUACCGAUUUACUGGGUAACGAGAGCGACAUAGAAGUGUUGAGUAAUCCCAGCCAAAGCAGUAUUGAGGUUCUUGACCGAGGUUAUCAUCCCAGCCGAAAGGCCUCGGAAGAGCGGCGAAGUUCUGGUCUCGAAACUAUUAACGACAGUAGUGUGGAUUCCGUCAAACAGGAUCCACUGCUGAGUGUAAAUUUGCAACAGGAAGAUCUGAGUGUCACUAAACAAAGUGAAUUGAAUGACGGUAUAGAUGAAACGCUGAAACACACUCUGGAAAGCUCGGUUCAAGAAAGUGCCAAGGAUCAUGCGUUAGCAGUAGCAAGUUCUAGUGCUGCAAAGCACCAUACGACACAUUCGCAUAAAAAAGCGUUUCUUACAAAUGUUAAUUUGACCGAAAGCUCUAGCUCCGGCUCCGUCACAGAUAGUGUUUGCACCGCAUACGAAUCCAUCCAAGGAGUAUCGACGGAAGGAUCGGCUCUGAAACAUACUGCCAAAGGAUCAGCGAUCGUACCGGUAGAACAAAACGCAUCGCAUGAUGUGGCUGGAGAAGAACGCAAAGAACAAAAUGAAAGUAUGACUGCAAAUACAGCAUCCAAGGCGGAUAGUUCUGUGCUCACCAGUGUGCUGGGAGGAUUGUUUCAGUCCACCAAUAUGCUGAUGGCAAAGAAUCCAAAAGGAAAAUCGGAUGAAAGUUUGCUGAAAAAAUUUUACGAGCCGAUUCGAUACAGUUACAACGAUUUCGCGAACGUCGAUCAUCGCUUGAAGCUAUACCUGUAUCAGAAUUUGUUCGAAGAUACUCAAGAAUCAUUGAAAUGGCUGGUAUCUUGUGUAAUAUUUGACGAUAAUCGCGUGGAAGAGUGGCCAUCUGGUUUCGAUGGAUUAUUCAUCAUGUCUACUACGAAGUUCUACAUAAUGAAGAAAGUGGCUGCUGAAAACGACGAUCCCUCCACUUGGCUGAAGAAACACCUGUCCGGGACCAUCGAUCGCGUAGGAAUAGCUCAAUCACUGCCGUGGAAGAUAGGAAUAAAAUUCAUUAUAAGUGCGAUUGGUGGAGUACACAUUAUACUACAGGAUAUUUUGCGAACGGAUAAAUUAAUGUUAUUUUUCAAUGAAAACCCACUACCGCAAUAUUGUACUGUGGAUUAUCAACCAUCGGAAAUUUUGAAUGGAAAGUUGAAGAAAGCGGCAAAGGGUGAGCCGGUUAAAAUGGUGAUGAUAAUAAAUUUUUGUGAUGUGCUAUUGAACGAUGAAUUGGAGAGUGUGCAGUUGUCAACGCUGGUGGUAACGGAAAGCAAUUUGAUGCUAACACCAGACAUUAGAUGGCUCAAUGAAAGCUCGGCAUAUCCGGUUGAACCCAAAUAUUCUCAACUUAUGACGAACAUUGUCGAGCUGGAGGAUGUGAACGAGUUGUCAUGCCGGUUGAACUAUAUGGACGAACAAGAGGACAAGUAUGAAACGUGGCGACUCGAUUUUGCUACAACAACCGCGAAAGAAAGCACCGUUAGUACCAUCUGCCACUUGUGGGAAAAAAUCUUUGGUGUGCCUUUGGUAAAUGAAUCUACGCCGGCAGGCAAUAGUGCAGAUAAUAACAAUGACAAAAACAAUAGCAAUAUGAAAAACAACAGUGUCAAAAACAAUAGUAAUAUUCGUUAGAUAUACGUAACGAUGGUAUAUUGAAUGAGUGUAUGAUGUGUAUAGUAAAAUAAAAGUGAUAUUUACUUGGCCAAUAAAAAGCUCUUUUACUGAUAUUA